AUGAAGGCCAUCGCAUUUCUUUUGAGCUUUGCCGCUUCGGUGGCUGCUCAUGGAUACGUCGAUAAUGGAACUAUCGGGGGAACCUACUAUCAGUUUUACCAACCCUACACUGAUCCAUACUCUUCACCAUCGCCUCAAAGGAUCUCGCGUGCUAUUCAAGGCAACGGCCCUGUGACCGAUGUCACUUACGCUGAUCUCCAGUGCGGCGGGUACACAGAUGGCGGCAUCGUCGGAAGCCAGCCUGCUCCGCUCCACGCGACGGCCGCUGCGGGCUCGACGUCCACGCUCUACUGGACGCUAUGGCCAGACUCGCACGUAGGACCCGUGGUCACGUACAUGGCACGCUGCCCCGAUGCUGGGUGCCAGAGUUAUCAACCCGGCACAAGCGCCGUCUGGUUCAAGAUUGCUCAGGGAGGCCGCACUGGAACCUCAAACACGUGGGCCGAUUCUUCCCUGAUGGUUGCUGGCAAUGCCGGAGUCAAGUACACCAUCCCCUCCUGCCUUAAGGCAGGCUACUACCUCGUGCGCCACGAGAUCAUCGCCUUGCACUCGGCAUAUGCUUAUCCCGGUGCGCAAUUCUACCCUGGAUGCCAUCAGCUCAAGGUCACCGGCGGCGGCUCGACCACCCCGAGCAACCUCGUUGCCUUCCCCGGUGCCUACAAGGGCAGUGAUGCGGGCAUCACAUACGACUCUUACAAGGCGACAACAUACACGGUCCCUGGUCCAGCUAUUUUCACUUGUUAG
This is a messenger RNA of Diaporthe citri, 744 nucleotides long. RefSeq lists its product as uncharacterized. Lineage: Eukaryota; Fungi; Ascomycota; Sordariomycetes; Diaporthales; Diaporthaceae. The record is from RefSeq and is a predicted model, not a curated record. Bases 1 to 744 code for a protein of 247 amino acids. The transcript is spliced from 7 exons.